Messenger RNA from Centrocercus urophasianus (Greater sage-grouse), 4653 nucleotides. RefSeq names its product limbic system associated membrane protein (gene LSAMP). The coding region runs from base 404 to 1456 and encodes 350 amino acids. The record is from RefSeq and is a predicted model, not a curated record. NCBI's taxonomy places the organism in Eukaryota, Metazoa, Chordata, Aves, Galliformes, Phasianidae. The transcript has 8 exons. Gene Ontology annotation, cellular component: neuron projection.
GGAGCUGCGCUCUUUUUUUUUUUUUUUUUUCCCACCUUUCUCCAUCGCUCCAGACGGGUUGAUUUAAUUGUUGCUGGGUUUUGCCGCCAGACUUUUGCGUCGUUUUGAUCUGCCUUUCUGACACGCGCACGCUCCUCUUUUUUCCCUCUCUUUUCCUCCGCUGAAGGUUGUGCUCAGACUUUUUUUGGAAAGAGGGGGGGAAGAAACCGGCGAGAGACCGAAAAGAGCACAAGAAAGUGGCAGCUGAGGGCUGUGAAAUCACCUCCCCUUUCCGGGGCUGUCUGUCAGACCGAGAGUUGUACAUUAUUAUUACUGUUUUUCUUUCUCCAUCCAUCCAUCCACCCAUCCACAUACACGCGCAGAGAGAGACGAGUGCAGGCAGCGAAACUCACCGAGACCAGCCAUGGUAGCGAGGGCUCAGCCUGAUCGGAAACAAUUACCACUGGUCCUACUGAGAUUGCUCUGCCUUCUCCCCACAGGGCUGCCAGUCCGCAGCGUGGAUUUUACCCGCGGCACCGAUAACAUCACCGUGAGGCAGGGGGACACAGCCAUCCUCAGGUGUUAUGUAGAAGACAGAAGCUCCAAGGUGGCCUGGUUAAACCGUUCUGGCAUCAUUUUUGCUGGAGAGGACAAGUGGUCCCUGGACCCUCGAGUAGAGCUUGAGAAGAGAAACCCCCUGGAGUACAGCCUGCGGAUCCAGAAAGUGGAUGUCUAUGAUGAGGGGUCCUAUACGUGUUCAGUGCAGACACAGCAUCACCCCAAGACUUCCCAGGUUUACUUGAUUGUGCAAGUUCCACCAAAGAUCUCCAAUAUCUCCUCGGACAUCACCGUGAAUGAAGGCAGCAAUGUGACCCUGGUUUGCAUGGCAAAUGGGCGUCCAGAGCCUGUGAUCACCUGGAGGCACCUCACCCCAACAGGAAGGGAGUUUGAAGGUGAAGAGGAGUACCUGGAGAUCUUGGGGAUCACACGAGAGCAGUCGGGCAAGUAUGAGUGCAAAGCUGCCAACGAGGUCGCUUCAGCAGAUGUCAAGCAAGUCCGGGUCACUGUGAACUACCCUCCCACCAUCACAGAGUCCAAGAGCAAUGAGGCAGCCACGGGACGACAAGCCUUACUCCGCUGUGAGGCAUCAGCAGUGCCCACGCCUGAUUUUGAGUGGUACAGGGAUGACACCAGGAUAAACAGUGCCAAUGGUCUGGAGAUAAAGAGCACGGGGAGCCAGUCUCUGCUGAUGGUGGCUAACGUCACUGAGGAGCACUAUGGGAACUACACCUGUGUGGCUGCCAACAAGCUGGGAGUCACAAAUGCCAGCCUAUACCUUUACAAACGAGUUUUACCCACACUCCCCAAUCCUUUUCCAGGACCCGGCACGGGGAGAGUAGACAAUGGCUCCGUGAGCUUGGCCGUCCCACUGUGGCUGUUGGCAGCAUCCCUGCUUUGCCUACUCAGCAAGUGUUAAUACAAAUCAAAAUUAAAAAUAAUAAUAAUAAUAAUAAUAAUAAUAAUAAACCAACACGACAACAACAACAACAACGACGACAACACACAAAACAAAACGCAUUAUACAGGAGACAGAGCGAAGAGAGGGGAGAGAGAAAAAAGAGGGGGAGAGAAGAAGUGAGAGGACCGUUUCUAUCACAACAACUUCUGCCUGUUCAGGAGCAAAGAGGGGGGAGAGGAAAAAUCACAGCAGGACCACUCAGCAACGCUUACAUGAUUUCCGACUGCCGGCCGUCACAGCACCGACCUCACAAGGAGAGAGGCAAACGGGGCACCCGCAGGGCCCAUGGAGCCACAGGAUGCUGCGCUUCAUCCACAUCGAUGACACCGAGCUGAGCAAAAAGAAGAUCCCUUUUCUUUUCUCUCCUCCUUGCUGUUUUCCAUACUCCUCACCUGCCUUCCUCCUUCCCUCCUCUUUCUUUCUUGCGCAGAAAGAGGUCUUUGCUUCAGUGUCUAUAGCCACUUAACUUUUUGGAUGCCCUUGGUCAUUUUUGUGAGCCGAUGCUCAGGCACUUCAUACUUUUGGGAAGAAAAAAAAAAAAAAGGAAAAAAAAAAUAAUGAACAGAGCAAGUUAUCAAAGCUCUCUGCGCACUGGUGUCCUAUGAAGAACCCCUUCCUCUCUUCACAUCAUCCCAUGCUCCUGUGCACUUUGCUAAAUGCUUUCUGUCCUGCACCCUCCCUCUUGCAACAUCCCACUCUGACCUGAAGGAAAGCUAUGUCCUUCCAACCCAGCCUGCUCUUUUAUUUGCUUUUUUUAUUCUCUCCUUCUCCCCCUCAAUUUGGCCAAGUGUCUUUCUCCAGUGUGUGCCUGCGUGCGUGCGUGCAUGCGUGUAUGUGUGGCCCUCGUGCUCUGUCUUCUCUUUCUCUCUCCUGCUCUCUCUAAGCAUGCUGAAGAACAGUCCAUGUGUACAUACACCCAUCCCACUGUAGAUAACGUCCUGCCUUGUCAGUGUGAGACCGCAUGCUGAGAGAUCUCUUGGACUGAGAAGAGGGCUGAGGAGAGAGGAGCACCUGCAGCUCAGGGCCCCAUGUUGGCCCCUCUCCAGAGUGCCUGGUCACCUUGACAGCAGGAGUCAUUCUGCAUCCUUUCUUCACCUUUUUUUCCCUCCCACCCACACCCGUCUGGCUCUCAGCCUUCAUGUACCAGCAGAGCAGCUCAUGUGGGUGUGAACCCCACAGUGUGAUGGUUCCUAAAUAGAACCAUUGCCCCCUUCUGUUGUUGUCUUACUGUGUGUUUACACCGCUGCCAGGAUGAAGCUCACUUUGCAGCUUACACAUACAAAACAAACUGGGUCAGAAGAUGUCCAGGACCUAUGAAUGUAAGAAUAAAAACAAAUAUCAGAUCCAAAAUUCUGGGCUUAGCCAGAAGGGGCUUCAAGUGGUACAGUGAAGAAGUAGGCUACACUCUUGCCUCUUCCUGUGUGGAGGGUGCUGGGCCUGCUGGAGAGGGCUGUUGCUUCCAGGCAAAUCCCCUGGAAAUGCCAUGCAAGUGCUUGGCACUGCCAGGCCUCUAAGCACCUGCAAGCUGGCUUUUCUCUAUUUUGCCUACGAGUGGGCAUAGCAGCAUCAUGCCCAGCAGCUUGCACAUCCCAAGGCCUGGUGCCUUCCUCCUGACUGCCAGGCUCAGCUUUUGGGGCAGCAGCCAACAGGCAAUUCAGCAGGCAGCCAUGGUGAGUGAGGAAAUGAGAAAGGCUGAGGGGUGGAUAGUGGCAGACUUACUGUAGGCCUGCUGUGGGCUUGAGUGGUGUUAUAUUAUGCUCAGUCUCCAGGCCUUGGUGCCAUCAUGUCCCAUAUCCCUCGGAGUGUUUGUAUGCCCCUGUCACUGUGUCUGCAUUUCAGGAGAUCUGUGUCACUCAGCAUGUUGGUCACAGCUCCAGAUUUCCUGCUGCAGCAAAGGCUCCUUGUCCUCUGCGGGGUGACCCUGCAGCUGCAGGCUGAUGCUGCUCCCGAAUCUGGGAGUGGGAAAACUCCACAUGGCCAGCAUGUCUGGGUCCCCCUGGAUCUGUUGGCACCAGGCUGCCCUUCCGGUCUGGGUUAAGUCCUUCCUGUUUAGGUUGAGGGUUCUCUUCCAUGGCAGCCUGUUGGUCACUGUGGGGUCUGUCCUGUAUCUUGUCCUGCACGGGUCACUGUGCAGCACUGUUGGGGUGCUGCUUGUAUGCUAUGUCCUCAUGGGUUUGGGUGCUUUGAAGAGUUUUGAGGAGAUUAUUAUAUUUUUGAAGAAAGCACACAGGCUUUUGCUUUAAAGACAAAUAUGUUACAAAAAGCAGGACACCCAAUUGCUGAAGCCAUCUUCUUCACUGCAGGAAAUGGCCACAACCUCGAUGCUGGCUUCUGGUCUUUCCUGCAGGAUGUCCACAGAUUCAUGUCCUGCUUGUGUGGCUGUGAGGCAGGCUUACAGCAGAUCUACCCCAGGUGUGCCCCAUGGGUGCUGCAGGCACUCCACUCUGCCAGAUCUCUAGCAGGUAUUACUCAGAGCAUCUGCCAAGAUAAGAGCUCAGAUGAACAGGGGAAACAUAAGGUCAGCUGCUCUCCCUUCCUUUGGCCAUAUCUCAAGCCCUUUCUUUUAGAGCUCUCUUUCUCUGCAUUCACGUUCCUGCCUCCCCAUCCCCUGCAGAUAGCUAUGCUCUUGCCUCCUACUGCCUCUUGUCUGCCUCUGGACUGGAGAGGGGGGUUUGGAACAGGACACCAGUUCCUUGAGCUUGUCAGUGUCAUUGUGUUUGGUCAAUGGAGAUUUAACAUUUAGUGUUAUAAAAAGAAGCGAACGAAAUGAAAAAAAAAAAAAAAAAAAAAAAAAAAUUUUAUUUCUUCUACCGGUUUGUAAAUAUUCCAAGAGUUACAUGAAAUGUCUGGUAAUGUCCAAGCAGAGGAACAAAGACUUAGAUUUAAUAUAUGGCCCCGUACUUGCUAGCAGAUUUCAAACCCUUUUGGAUGGCCAAGCGGAGGGUGGAGGCAAGUCUUUCUGGAAGGAGCUGGGCAGCGGGAGUGCUACCUCAGCCUCCCACAGCAUUGCUUGGCACAUCUGGUGGGUGGCAGGCAAAGCAGGCAGUAUGGGACUCUGCGUCUGACGCCUGUACCAUGGCACUUGUGCUCAUUUUUGUUCAUUUCCAGCCCUGCAGCUGGCUGGUAUGUUGCUCAGUGAUGCGGGGGGGGGGGCC